Letharia columbiana is the source of this 315-nucleotide messenger RNA. RefSeq lists its product as uncharacterized. NCBI's taxonomy places the organism in Eukaryota, Fungi, Ascomycota, Lecanoromycetes, Lecanorales, Parmeliaceae. The record is from RefSeq and is a predicted model, not a curated record. Bases 1 to 315 code for a protein of 104 amino acids. The transcript has a single exon.
AUGGAUUCUGGUAAAAGGCUGGUAGAUGAAUCUGGAGGUGGGCGCAGGGAGACCUCCAACUGGCGUAAGGCCGUGAGCCUGGCGAGAAGACUGUUGAGAGUCUCACAGGUAUUGACCGUUUCAUUCAUGCCACAGCAUAAGACAUGGGCCUUGUGGGUGUACUCCGCAAUCUCAGGUCACUCAGCACACGCUCUCAUGAACAUUUGGCAGCGCCCGAAGUCACCAGUGGACAAUUUGAAGUGGAUGUCCCGUGGCAACACGAUGCGGACCAAGGCACUCAAUCGACACGAUACAAGGGCUAUGCGACAAAGCUGA